Messenger RNA from Zychaea mexicana, 1283 nucleotides. RefSeq names its product major facilitator superfamily domain-containing protein. Lineage: Eukaryota; Fungi; Mucoromycota; Mucoromycetes; Mucorales; Lichtheimiaceae. The transcript is spliced from 8 exons. Gene Ontology annotation, molecular function: transmembrane transporter activity. The record is from RefSeq and is a predicted model, not a curated record. The coding region runs from base 21 to 1283 and encodes 420 amino acids. Gene Ontology annotation, biological process: transmembrane transport.
AUGGGCCUUACGAUGCACACAUGGAAGAAUCAAAUAUUAACGAUGGUGGCCAGCCCAAAAAACAAGAGUUGCCAACUGACGGAAAGCAGGCCUGGACAGUUGGAAUAGGAAGUUUUCUUAUAUCAUUGCUUUGCGGCUUACCAAAUUGCUGGGGCAUUAUGCAAGACCAUUAUAAGCGAAGUAGUACAUUUGCAUCGGACACGGACGUUAAUAUCAAACUGACAUUUGUCGGCGCUCUCUUCCAAGCAAUGGUACUAUCAUGCGUGUUUUUCAUAAACUUAAUCUAUUCCCGUGUCGGUUUCAGGCCUGUGCUUUAUACUGGGCUCAUACUGACAACUGCGGGCUUGAUGUUGGCUAGCUUAGCUACUUCUAUUUGGCAACUUUAUUUGUCAGUAAGCGUGUGUACAGGACUCGGAAUCGCGUGUUUCAGUACUGUUGGAUUGAGGAUUUUACCACAAUGGUUUGUCAAGUACCGGGCAACUGCCUUUGGUGUACAAGCAUCGACCUUUGCAAUUUUUGCUCUUAUUGUGCCGCAUAUCAUGGUUGCCAUAAACAAUGCGCUCGGCGCACCUUGGACAUACCGUGUACUUGGAUUUAUAUCGUUUGCUUUGAUCCUCUCAAGUGUUGUGCUUAUUAGAGAAAGGGUCCAGUCACCGCCAGUAAGCGUAAAAAAGCAAUUUGUCAGUCUUGUUCCUAUACUGAAAGAUCUGAACAUGAUGAUUUGGGUGGUCGUGGGUCCAAUUCAAAUGUACGCUUCUUAUACUGUCUUUGUAUUUAUUCCUUCUUAUGCGACAUUCAUUGGACUGACUGAAACACAAGGUGCAGCUACCAUAUCAGUCUUGUCGGCAGCUGGCAUUGUUGGCAGAAUUGCAGCUGGUAUAUGUGGCGAUAAACUGGGGCAUCUAAAUACGUAUAUUAUGUGCAUGUUUAUCUGCAUAAUUUCGAUCUUUGCUAUUUGGAUGUUUGCCAACAACUUUGGGGUGUUAUUGCUAUUCGCUGUUGUCAAUGGUCUGGUAUAUGGAAGUUAUUUUACACUAGCUGCACCUGUGGUCAUCAACAUCCUCGGCUCAAUGGAGAAAUAUCCUGCCGCUGUUUCUAUCAGUAUGCUUGCAUUCAUAUUCUUUGUACUAGGUCCACUCAUUGCAAGUGUUGUUGAGGCCAACAAUACUCAACAUCCCUUUCUUUACUGUAAGAUUAUUGCUGGAGUAGGAUACGCGGCCUGCGCUCUCCUCUCUCUAUUUCUUAAGUUUCGGUUAAAACGUAACUUUUUAGCAAAUAUUUAA